Messenger RNA from Scutellospora calospora, 261 nucleotides. NCBI's taxonomy places the organism in Eukaryota, Fungi, Glomeromycota, Glomeromycetes, Diversisporales, Gigasporaceae. The record is from the annotation of a GenBank genome assembly.
AUGUCAGAGAAAAAAUUUGAAAAAUCAGAAGCCAUACCAGAGAAAGCAUUUAUUGAAUAUUCGGAACACCUAGAGAAGUAUCUCGAGGAAAACAAAAUAAAAAUUUUUGAUUACUCGAAAUAUAACAAUCUUAAAUACAUUGGAAAGGGGGGAUUUGCGGUUGUGUACUCGGCAACUUUCGAAGGAAAAGAGUAUGCAUUAAAAAGUAUAAACAAUAACUUGGGUUUGAGUGAUAAAGAGUUCAAACUAUUCAAACGUGAG